Molecule: messenger RNA, 1698 nt
Organism: Trichoderma atroviride IMI 206040
Lineage: Eukaryota; Fungi; Ascomycota; Sordariomycetes; Hypocreales; Hypocreaceae
Source: RefSeq, a predicted model, not a curated record
AUGCCCCCAGAGAGAGUACGCCGUCGUCCAGCAUGCCGAGAGUGUAGGCUGCAAAAAGUCAAAUGCAACGCCGCACCCCCCAGCUCUUGUACACGAUGUCGCCGAAUGCAACUCGAGUGUGUUAUUGCACCCACUCCGGCAUCUCGGCGGACCAAAUCCCAGCUGCAGAGAGAGCUUGAAGACUUCAGGCGCCGUGCCGAGCUGGAUCGGGAUGAGGGCAAUGGCAGCAGAUCGAACAGCCCCACAAGGCAAUCUGGGGAUGUUGAUGGAGCCUCGGCUUCGGCUCCGGUUUCUGUGCCUUUUAUGGUUGCGGACUCGGUUUCGGCUCCCUUAUUUGUUCCGGCUCUGACUCCAGCUUCAGAGGGUAUAGUUGCCGGGUUCUUCAGUUUAUAUGCUCCAUUCCUACCAAUUUUCAACAAUGCCGUAAUCAACCCAAACCAAUGCUUCGCACAGUCACCUUUCUUGUCGUGGGUCAUUGUCUAUAUAGGCAGCAGGCAUUAUGCUGGCGAUCCAACUUUGUUGGAGCGACUUGCCCCAAAGAUUAACUCAAUGGCAUUCGCAGCGCUUGAGAAACGAAACAAUCCUAUCCAGACAAUACAAGGCAUACUGCUGUUAUGUCAGUGGCCAACUCCGGUCGACACCAUGCACAGAGGCAUCAGCCUUGUCCUUGCAGGCGCGGCCCUCCAUCUCGCCAUGGUAGUUGGGCUACAUGUCACAGGCGUUGGACAGGAUUUUGCCAGGACGAUACUCGAUCGCAAUAGAUUCGACAGAGACAGUCGACGCAUGUUAUGGAGACAAUGUUGCACGACUUGCUAUAUAAUUGGGCUUGCUGAAGGAAUCAUGCCAUUAGGCUUGAAUGAUGCGCUCACUCUACCUGUUCAAUCAGAAGCAGAUGAUGGCGGGAGCAGCUGCGCGCUCGACUCUCCUCAAGAAACAAAAGUUUAUCUCAAAUUGUGUGAAAUCAUGAUUUGUGCAACCGAGGCCUUGAAAAGAGCGCACAGCGGAAGCGACUCCAAAGAUUCUUCAUCAUUGCUCUCUUGCAUUAGUCUCUUCGAUACACAAUUAACAAAAGCCGCAUUGCAAGUGCAGACAACUGUUGAUUCAGCAUUUCGCAAACCCGAAGGCUUCAUUUCUCUCUAUGCUGUUGCCUGCAACCUCGUCAAUAUGGUCUGUCAGCGGUCAGAAGCAGAAGAGAGCAUCCCGAAAAUUGCGCCUGCUUUCAUUCAGAAGACCAUUGUUCUAGCAUCCUGCACAAUUUUGAAGAUUCACCGCAGCGAGCUCGCGCCCCAUUUAGAUCUUGAGGCUGGGGAGCAGGCCUAUUUUGCUUCUAUAGUCUUUGCGCGUGAAGGAUCAAUACAAAAUAACGACCUAAGUGCCAGGGGUGCCACCAUAUUCAGCCAGCUAUGGAACAGUCAAAAGAUUUUCAAGGGCAAAGAUGGCAAAAUAGAUAGCUUGAGCAGCCGAAUCUCGAGUAGACUGUCCACAAGCGUUGUGUUCGACUGCCUAUGGUGGUGGCGACAGGAGUUUGGUGGAUCAGGGAAUCCCUAUGAGAACAGGCGACAACCCCAACGAGCGGAUGCGACUACUGGCAACAACGCUGGCGCUCUAGAUGUCCAGCAGACAGCUCCGCUAACUGAUGAGCCAUUUGUUGACUUUGACUGGGAUAUAAGUCUGAAUCUCAAUGAAUGGCCUUUAUGA